AUGGACCCAGAGAGUCAAUCGGAAUGGACUAAGCCAGCCUGUGAACGACACAUACCCUUCUGGCGCCAGGUGGUAGACCAAGGGGCCAUUACUCAGGAUGUUCUGCAUCAGAAUUACCCUGGAUCAGGAACGGAAACGGAUCCCUUCCUGGUCUCCUGGCUGCCGAAUGAUCCCAGAAACCCCAUCCUCUUUACUACACUCAAGAAAGUCGGCAUUACGGUCGUCGUCUCUACAGCAACAUUGGCCGUUGCCCUCGCUUCCUCAGCAUAUUCUGGAUCUACGAAACAAGUGAUGGAAGGCUUGGAUGUCGGCACGGAAGUUGCAACGCUUGGACUAUCGCUUUUUGUGAUCGGCUUUGCACUCGGGCCAUUGGUUUGGGCGCCGCUCAGCGAGUUCAUUGGUCGACAAUAUCCCUUUUUCGUCUCAUUUGGUGCGAUGACGGUCUUUCUGGCGGGAUGUGCCGGUGCACAGAAUAUACAGACUUUGUUGGUUCUGCGUUUUCUAGCAGGCACGGCGGGAUCAUCACCCCUGACGAACGCGGGGGGUGUGAUUAGCGAUAUGUUUCGAGCUGAGCAACGGGGGCUGGCCCUAUGCCUCUUUGCUGCAGCACCCUUCAUGGGGCCUGCUAUUGGGCCGGUGAUCGGUGGUUUUCUGGGGAUGAAUGCUGGGUGGAAAUGGGUGGAAGGCUUCCUGGCUGCGCUGUCCGGAGUUUUGUGGAUUCUGAUGACCUGCUUCGUUCCUGAAACCUACGCACCAGUUCUCCUCCGCCAAAGAGCAAAGCGUCUUUCUCAAAAAACUGGCAUGGUUUAUCGAUCAAAGCUAGAUGUCGAGAAUGAAGGGGCUGUUUCUUUGAAACGGAUGUUUGCCACCUCUUUAUUGCGACCCUGGGUCCUACUAUUCCGAGAGCCUAUUGUAUUUAUGUUAUCUGUAUACAUUGCCAUCAUUUAUGGCGCACUUUUUAUGAUGUUUGCCGCGUUUCCUAUUGUGUACCAACACGGCCGGGGAUGGAACCAAGGCGUGGGAGGACUCGCCUUCAUGGGCAUUGCUGUGGGUAUGAUUGUCGGAACGAUCUACACAAUUCCUGACAACAAUCGAUACAUGAGAACAGUCAAAAGACAUGGAGGGUUCGCGCCUCCAGAGUCACGCCUGCCGCCGGUGAUGCUAUCUGCGGUGUUGAUUCCUGUCGGUCUCUUCUGGUUCGCGUGGACCAACUCUCCCUCCAUUCACUGGAUGGUUAGUAUAGCAGCCGGCGUUCCAUUCGGCUGUGGGAUUGUUCUCCUAUACCUAGGCAUCAUGGGAUAUCUUAUUGAUUCUUAUACCAUUUUCGCCGCAUCGGUCUUGGCGGCUAAUGCUGUUCUGCGAUCUCUGUUUGGAGGAAUAUUUCCGCUCUUCACGACUUAUAUGUAUGAUAGGUUAGGGAUUCAUUGGGCCUCAUCAAUCCCCGCCUUUCUUACGGUCGCAUGUAUGCCUUUUCCAUUUAUUUUCUACCGGUACGGGGAAGCGAUUCGCAAGCGAUGCCCAUAUUCUGCUCAAUCGGAAGCAUACAUGCAAAAGCUACAGGAGGCGGCACAACAAAGCGAAAAAUAG
Aspergillus pseudonomiae is the source of this 1587-nucleotide messenger RNA. Its product is annotated as MFS transporter. The coding region runs from base 1 to 1587 and encodes 528 amino acids. The record is from RefSeq and is a predicted model, not a curated record. NCBI's taxonomy places the organism in Eukaryota, Fungi, Ascomycota, Eurotiomycetes, Eurotiales, Aspergillaceae. The transcript has a single exon. Gene Ontology annotation, biological process: transmembrane transport. Gene Ontology annotation, molecular function: transmembrane transporter activity.